AUGGGUGCCAUCACCCCGACCCUGUCAGGAAUGCAAGGGAGGACCCUGGAGGCCAACACCCUGCAGGUGACUCUGGGCAGCCUGGAAGGAGGUCAGGACCAGAGCAGCGGCAUCAUUUUUGGGUUCGCGACACUCCUCGCUGUCCUGCUGGUCAUCACGGCUUCCUGCAUCCUGUGUACCUGGAACAAACGGAAGAAGCGUCGUGUCCCCUACCUGCGGGUCACCGGCAUGCCCUCACUGACUCUGCCUCGGCCUGGACAGCGAGCCAAAAAUAUUUAUGACCUCUUGCCUCCAAGGCAAGAAGACCUGGGAAGAUGUCAGUCCAGGAGCAUCCGUGUCUUCAGUACCGAGAGCCUCCUCUCCAGAAACCCUGACCCCCCUGGGCACGUGCCCUCCCAGGCGAGCAGCACCCUGCAGGGGCACGGAGCCCGUAUCCCCACCGUGGGGUUCGCAGUGGGUAUCUACGACAACGCCCCCGUGCCCCACGCGUGCCAGACCCUGGUGCCGGCGGCGCACCACGCCAACGACGGGGCCCCCGGACAGCGGACGAGCUCUGCUUCGGAGGACGCCAACGACUACGUGAACGUCCCCGCGGCCGACGCGGCUGCCGAGCCCCCCGCCUCUGCCUGCGGCGCCCCCGGAUGCUGCUUCGCUCAGCACGGCGCCCAGGGGCUGGGGUUCACCGAGGAAAGCCACGAGGGCUGUGGCGAUGCCGGCGACUACAGCACUCUCUGGUGUCCAGCUGACCCGCUGAGCGAGGGGGACAGCUGCUCCCAGGCCUCGGAUGACUACGUCAACAUGGCCGGGCUGGAGCUCGCGGGCAGCCAGGAGGCACAGCUCUGGGCGGCCUUGCAGCGCUGCGGGGAUGAUGGAAAUGUGGCCCCGGCUCAAGCGGACGGCAGCCAGCAGCCGGCUGGGGGAGAGGCCACCUCCUCCACCCCAGACGGCGCAGCGGCGGGCAGGGCGCAGGGUCCAGGGACCCACCUCCAGCCUGUCUCAAGGAGGCUGCUGGCUUCAGGGGAGGUUGUGGCCUUUCAGCCACCCGCUGAGAGCGAGAGCUGUCAGCUGCAGCGCGAGAGGACGUCCAGCGAGGACUCAAGUGACUACGAGAAUGUGCUGGCUGUCCAGCCGGGAGGCCAAGACGCUGGCAUCUGGCUCCCUCCUGACCAGUUAAGGCCCAGGCACCCGACAGGAACGCCCCGUGACACCCUCUGUCCUGCCGGCUCCUUACCUGCUGAGGAGCCUCAGGGAGACUCUGGGCCACCCUAG
Messenger RNA from Lepus europaeus (European hare), 1269 nucleotides. RefSeq names its product lymphocyte transmembrane adaptor 1 (gene LAX1). Gene Ontology annotation, cellular component: plasma membrane. The transcript is spliced from 5 exons. Bases 1 to 1269 code for a protein of 422 amino acids. Gene Ontology annotation, biological process: antigen receptor-mediated signaling pathway; negative regulation of T cell activation; intracellular signal transduction. The record is from RefSeq and is a predicted model, not a curated record. NCBI's taxonomy places the organism in Eukaryota, Metazoa, Chordata, Mammalia, Lagomorpha, Leporidae.